AUGGCGACAACACUCCACGGCCCCGGUGGUCCUGCUAAAGGCGAUCUACCCGGCCGACUAUCUUUCGUGAGCGGCACCUCGCAACCCAAGGACCUUGAGGAUGCCAACCAUUACACGACGGUGAAGACACCCGACCCGGCGAAUAUCGAGGGUGGAGCUCUUCGUGAAGGCGAAACCCCCGAUCUCAAGAGCAAGGACAGUCUUGGUCUUCUGGUCCAGUAUGCUGUCGUCGGUCUCAACUAUGGUGUGCUGCCGGCCACGAUUUACCCGUUCCUGCAGAACUUCCUGAACGCGACGGGUACUCAAGUGACUACGGCUCAAACGCUGGUGGUGCUACCGUGGAGUUUCAAGUGCUUCUACGGUAUCCUGUCGGACUGCGUGCCGCUGUGGGGAUUCCGUCGUCGUCCGUGGAUGGUGAUCGGGUGGAUCAUUUGCCUGCUGGCUUUGCUCAUCAUGGCCUGCAUGCCCGAGGGAGACCCGUACUACACGGUGUCGUCCGACCGCGACAUCAAACCGGCCGACUAUACGCCCGAGGUUGAGGAGCGUAUCAACUUCGACGCGAACUCGCAGGCUGGCAAGUACGUCAUGCUCAUGUUCCUCGCUGCCGUGGGCUAUGUACUAUCGGACGUGUGCGCCGACAGUAUCGUGGUGGACUUUGCACAGCGUGAACCGCUCGAAACCCGAGGCAAGACCCAGUCGGCUAUUUACGUUGUUCGUACAGUUUUCGUCAUCGUGGGCCAGCUUCUAACUGGUUUCUGCUUCAACGGAGAGGAAUAUGGCGGAGAAUUCGACUUUUCGAUCACGUUCCCGCAGCUCAUGAUCAUUCUCACUUGUCUAACGGCACCGGUUAUUCCUAUGACCUGGUUCUUCAUCAAGGAGGAGAAGAAGCCUCGUGUAAAUUUCACAAACUACAUGAAGGAGCUCUGGGAGCUGAUCCAGAAGCGCGCUAUGUAUCAAGUUAUCUUCUUCAACUUUUUCCAAGGUAUGUUCUCCGCUAUCUCGUACACUGCCAGCUCCCCUGUGCAGUCGUACAUGGUUGGUGUCACGCCGAUUAACAGCACACUGAGCGAGAUCUUCGGUAACCUGCUGUUCAUGGCUGGUAUCAUGGUGACUUCAAGGUGGGGUCUGCACUGGAGCUGGCGCUGGAUGAUCGUGUUCACGGGUGUAUUUGUGAUGAUUGUGGACGGUGUCACGACUUUCAUCACUGUAUGGGAUGUCUUCCGUAGCCAGUGGUUCUGGCUGGGACUGCCUGUGGCGGUGCAGCUCCCCUACGGUGUGGGUUGGAUGAUCUCUAACUUCGUCAUCGUCGAGCUGUCGGGUAUUGGCAAUGAGGGUGUCGUGUACGGUCUGAUCACGAUGGUUUCCAACCUGUCGUCGCCGUUUGCUACAGCCAUGACGCUGGUGAUCGACCAGCCGUUUGAUUUGACCACGGAGCGUAUCCAGGAGGACGACCAGUCCAUCCGUACGGACAUCACGUACGCCGUGAUCAUCAUGUACGGCAUGACGGCCUUCUCGUGGGUCUUCCUGGUUUUCCUGCCUCGUCAGAAGGAAGAGACGCAGGAACUACUGCGCACGGGCGGCAGCAGUAAGCUGUUGGGAGCGCUCACGGUGGCAUACCUCACGUUCGCGUUUGUGUGGUCGCUAAUGACCAACAUCAUGGCCAUGUUUGACAGCACCUCGUGUCUGAUCAUCGCUGGCGGCAGUGGCUGCUAA
Messenger RNA from Phytophthora nicotianae INRA-310, 1713 nucleotides. RefSeq lists its product as hypothetical. NCBI's taxonomy places the organism in Eukaryota, Oomycota, Peronosporomycetes, Peronosporales, Peronosporaceae. The transcript has a single exon. The record is from RefSeq and is a predicted model, not a curated record. Bases 1 to 1713 code for a protein of 570 amino acids.